Plodia interpunctella (Indianmeal moth) is the source of this 2739-nucleotide messenger RNA. Its product is annotated as phenoloxidase-activating enzyme 1-like. Gene Ontology annotation, biological process: proteolysis. The coding region runs from base 715 to 1389 and encodes 224 amino acids. The record is from RefSeq and is a predicted model, not a curated record. Lineage: Eukaryota; Metazoa; Arthropoda; Insecta; Lepidoptera; Pyralidae. The transcript is spliced from 4 exons. Gene Ontology annotation, molecular function: serine-type endopeptidase activity.
GAAGGUCAGCCGCCAUUACUAUGCUUCAACGUUAGUUUAGGUCGUACUCCGUCCGUCUUAUUUAUACGCCCAUGGUUAAAGUAGUGUUUGAGUUCGUGUCAUAUAAUUGUAAUUAUUUCAGUUGUAAGUGGAAAAAUAGUGAAAUAAAAGUGAAAAAAGUGGAAAAAAAUAACAAAGUGCCCCAUCUCAAAACUUUGCACGCAUGCGCCGCCUUAUUUAUCGCGGUGACCCUCCCACAUUUGGAUGCGUCUCGCUGGCAGCCGUCGAACGGGACCCCACUCGGACCCCUGGAGUGAAAAUCCACAGGAACAAAAAUAAGAACUGACCAAUAAGCGAUUUUCGCUGAUUUUUAGACAAACCAGGAGGAGUUUGCCUACACAUACAACACCAUCGGGAUCGCCCCGGGAAGACAAACCAGAAGAGACCCAGACCACCGACCUAGGACUAGGCGUUCAGGAGUAGUGGUCCAAAAACCGCUGCAGACCCCAACGCCAGCGAUUUCAGAGCCCUCCACAGCUGAAGUUUUAAGGACUCUUAGAAAAUGACAGAGACAAGCCUUGCGGGGUGGUGGCCAGCGACCACGCUAUUCACCAGCACCCUUGGCUGGUAGUUCUGGAGUACCACUACAGGCGCCACAGCGGCGGCAUCCGGUGUGGAGGCGCCCUUGUUGACAGCCGACACAUUAUCACGACGGCGAACUGCGUCGUUUUGGGCAUGUUUCCCAUCAUAAUGCUACCUCGGCUGGGAGAAUACAACAUGUCUUCGGACCCUGACUGCGAUGGCAACAUCUGCGCAGACCCUCCGGUGCGCAUGGUCAUCCAGAAGAUCUUCGUGCACCCUGGCUUCCGUAAGGACAGGAAGUUGUCAGGAAAUGAUCUGGCCAUUCUUGUGUUGGAAGUUGAGGCGCCUUAUACAGAUUUCAUCCGGCCAGUUUGUUUACCCAGCGGAAUCUUAGAUGAUCAGACUUUAUUCUACGCUUCUGGUUUCGGAGCGACGCCAUACGACGUCAACUUUUCUGAGGUGAAGAAGAACAUUCCUGUACCAUACUACCCUAAUUGUUGGAAAAUCUAUAGAUACUUAGCAAAAGAUUUUAUUUGCGCUGGUGGAGUAACAGAUUUUGAUACUUGUAGUGGCGACUCUGGUGGUCCUUUGGUGAGAAUGGGUGAAAGAUUCGAAAUUUGGGGCGUCACCAAAGGUGGACAUAGUAUUUGUGGAUCGCAAGGCGUACCCGGGUUGUAUACAAGUGUUAUGUAUCAUCUAGAUUGGAUUAACAAAAUCAUUGAUAUGACUCGUAAUAAAACUAGAAAUGACCAUAAAAAUUUAGGGUUACGACGAAGUGGCUCUAUUUUUCUUCUUGUGAUAUCUUUUGUCACUUCAGUAUCUAUAUAAACAUUUUGAAUAGCAUGAAAUAAAUUUGUAAUUUAAGAAUUGGUAUUCUUAACAAAAAAAAACAAAAAAAAAACAUUAUUGCUUUGUUAAUUCUCAUUUCGCAUUUAAGUAAUUAUUUAUUUGUAUAAAAUAUAUUUUUUUGCUCUUGGUACGCUUUAUCUGUAAAGUUAGAGAUUUAACUGUACAGAUAAAGCGUAACGAUACCUAUACAGAAGAUGUUCAUACGACUGAAACAUAUUCGUCGCAUGAAAGGCAAAACUUCCUAACCGACACAAUUUAAUAAAAAGGGUUGUAAAACUAAAUUCAGUCAUAAGUUUCCAUACUGUUUGUUUGUACAGUUGUUACAGUACUCACUAGUACGGAGGGAAGAAAUAAUUGUUUAGACCACAUAAAAGGCUGUGAAUAUGUUUUCUUAGAGGAUCACUCACUCACUACGAUGCAAUACUUGUAAAUGUUUGUUUUCGUUUAGAGAUUGUUUUCUUUUAAAAUUAUUAAUUAAUGUUAGUAAGAGUAAGUACACCAAAGUCUCACUGCGAGCUUUUUAUUUUGAAUAAAUGUUUUUUUUUUAUUAUUUUUAUAAGUCAUAGUUAUAGUUAAGAAUUAAUGAAACAUGUAUGAAUUAAGUAUGUAUGAGUUUCUAAAAAAAAAUUAACUUGAAUAUAUCCUGUGAUGAGGAUGAGAUGUGAGAUGAUAUAUAACAAAAAAGUUUCAUUCAAAUCCGUCCAGUAGUUCCGAAGAAUAGCGUGUACAAGCAGACAAACAGACAUAUAGACAGACAGAUUUUUGUUUGUUGUUCUGUUACUAUGACUCUACCGCAUAGUUUUGUUUUUGAAUAACAAAAAAUAUUAAAUCUUAAUCAGAACAGGUCCUACUUUCCUUAAUACUCUCAUGAUUUACAAAUCUCUUAAAUUAAUUAAAAUUAUGGGGCAUCAAAAUACCUAAUAAUACUUCUUCGAAAUGAAUACUCGUUUGAAAUGUUUGAGAUUAUUCAACAAAAUUGUUUAACAGCCUUGUUUUUGUAUGUAACAAAAAUAUACACUACUGAUGAAGGUAGUGUAAUAUUAUUUUUCAUUUAUAAUAUAAUAAUCGAAUUACAUAUCUGCAAAGAAGCUACCUACCUCAUAGGUAUAUAAACCGAAUUUAAUUAAAUGUAAAGCAAUGUUUCAUAAAUACUGGAUUAUUGUUUGUGUUUAAUUUAUUUUGUUAUUCUUGUAAGUUACACUUGUAAGAAAUGGUAACUAAUUUAUUUUGUUAGAACCUGAAGUAAUUACAAAAUGCUUCAAAAAGACAGAAGUUCCUUGUCUAGUUACCUAUGGUGAGGAGUUCUGCAUACUUCUGGAAAAAAGAAAA